CCGCCUCCGUCGUUUUAUCCCGAUUUGAGGUUGGCCGGGGCGCCCGUUGGCCGUCUCAGCAGGUCUAGGCAUCGCGGAGAGCGGCUCGAGGCCGCCGAGCCAAGGCCCUCCUUGCUUCUGCGUGACAUCGCGGAUGACAAUCUGCGAAACCCGACGAGUCCUGCGAAAGAAAGACUCCGCGGCUUCCGGAGAGACCUAGUUUCGUCCCAUUCGUUGCAGACGUUCUCGUGUACCUAACCUUAAAUUUGAUGACAGAUGCCUGAACCGAGGCAAACCAAACCUGACACUGCUUCUCAUUGAUGUUUUUAGCAUGUUGAGAGUGACCCAAUAACUCCAAAGACGGUAUUUUGAGGGCAUAAUCAUGGUUCUAGAAAACUUGUGGGUUGAUUCCGGUGAAGUUAGUGAAACACCUGUGGACGUGUUACCCUCCUCAGCUCCAGAAAGUAUGUCUUUAUUUGGAACACCAGCCUAUCCUCCAAUCGGAGAAGGUCUAUCUCCAUCAUCACAUGACAGAACAUCCAAUAAAUCCAAAAAGGAAGUUUCACAAACUCGAGUCAAAUCUAGUGAUGCUUAUAACUAUGAUGAAGUAGAUGAAGAGGAUGGAGGUGGAAGAUCGGCUCACAAUGGAGAAGAUUAUAGAUGGAAUGAGGGUCCUGAUGGAAAUGGACAAUAUUACUAUAGUGACAUGAAUGCCAGAAUCCAAGAUGUUUUCAGACCUAGUACAUUUGGUCCCUAUAAUGUUGACAUCAAAUGUAGCAGCUCAACAAGUGCAAGUCAACCUACCUUACCAACCACAAUGCCAUCCGCUCCUCCACCUCCUUCCCCUACAUUUGGAGAUGAUGGCAAUGGGGAUUUAUGUUUGCCCCUUGGACUAGAUACUUUACUCUCUAAUGGUGACCCGUUAGAAGAUGUCAAAGACUCUACCGCUGACCCUGGAGUAUGUGGCCUGAGAAAUUUAGGAAACACUUGUUUCAUGUCAGCUGGUCUACAGUGUCUCUCAAACACUCCUACUCUUUUGCACUUCUUCGUAAAUCGGCCUCAGUUGGAUAAGAUACCCACAGAGUCACUGACUGCUCAGUUUUCAGCAUUGCUACAUCGAAUGUGGAGUGGAGAAAACAGAGUUGUGCACCCUGUGGAUUUUAAGCAUGCUCUUGGAGUCCAUUUUCCUCAAUUUCAAGACUACAGACAGCAUGAUUGUCAAGAGUUUCUUGCAUUGCUACUAGACAGUUUUCAUGAGCAACUAAAUUCUGCUGGGCAAAUUAGCCCUCAUAACCAAGAUCAGUCCCGGUCUUUAGACCGAUUUAGUAAUUCAUCAUUAUCACAUAGUUCUGAAAGUUCGGGAGAGACUCAAAACACCUUCCGUAUACUGCCCAUUCCUUAUUGUUCACCAUUUCGUCUAGCUGAAUUAUCUAAUGGUGCAAAUGCCAACAAUCAGGCCAUAAACUUAUCUUGCAAAAAAGAAAAGAAUGAAUUAGUCAAGCAAGUUAAUUGUACAUCAAAUGGAUCCCACUUACAUGGACUUCAGGAUAUUCUCAAGGAUGCCAAAACCUCAAAUGUCAAUGUUCUAGUUGAAGAACAAGAAUCCAACAGUUCCAUAAAAUUUGAUUCUGAUAAGUUUCCACGUCACGACAUUGCUAAAUCAAAGGAGCUGGUCAAUCAAAACUUAAUGGAGUCUUAUGAAUUUGAUAGUAAAUCGGUUAGUGUGAAACGAAUUAAAGACACUAACAGAACCAAUGAGCAAAGGGACUGUGAAAAUGCUGAGUCUAGUGGACUAGACCUCAAGCGCAUUAAGCUAACUGAACAAAAUAAUUGUAAAAAGGAACUUAUUUGUUCUGCUCUUGAAGGUGACGAGUCAGUUGAAAUUUCUGUAAUUGAGAGCUUGAAACACCCUCAUAAUGAGACCCAAUCUGGAAGCUCCAACGGUAAAAGUGUUGCUGAGUACUCAUCAGCUGGCUCAUCAUCCUCUACGCAUUUGACUGAUGCUGAAGACUGUGUAGCUAUGGAGUCAUUUCCAGACAAUGGAGAAUCCUCUAAUUCACUGAGUGGAUCAAAACUCAAAGAGGAUGUUUUAGCAGAUCAUCAUUGGGAGAAGCACCUUUCUUCAAACCAAAGUACUAUUGCUGAUACUUUCUUAGGCCAAUUCAAAAGCACUGUUGUCUGCUCGGAGUGCAAGCAUGUAUCUGUCACCUAUGAACCAUUCAUGUAUCUUUCCGUACCACUACCUCAUGCAAUGGAAAGACAACUAUGUGUAACUUACGUACCCCUCGAGACCGAACCUGUUAUUAAAAUUCUCCUGAUACUGAAUAAGCAGGAUAAAGUUCGUCAUCUCAGAGAUGCAAUUAUUGAUUUAAGAUUAAAGGAAGGGCAUGUCCUAGAUGAAGGAGUAACAAUUGUGUUAGCAGAAGUGCUGGAUCACCAUAUUGCCAAAUUUCUUGAUGAUGCAGCCCCUUUGCGGUAUGUCAAUGACACUAAUAGAACAAUUUAUGCAUUGGAAGUGAUUCCUCCUCCUGCCUGGUACAAAACAUCGAAGCCAACCAAUGAGUGUAUGGAAUUGAUAGAUGUUCCAGACCCUCUUGAAGAAUCGGAUCUGCCUGUGCUGGGAUGUGAGCCUCCGCCUUUGGUUGACUCGGAGACAGGAGAAUGUCUAGAUGACAAACUCACUGCAGAUUCAGCUGGUGUUUCUGAUCAUGAGGUGACAUCCAGUGAUGAUGAGGAUCUAGCUGACAAGUCAGGCAGCCCUCCUGCAGGGCUUCCGCCCAACCGUCCAUUUGAACAUCAUUCUACAAUGAGGGUAGAUGUUGUGACUGAUACUUACAAUGGCUGUGACCGUGGUGACGAUUGGAAAAAUUGUGCAAUUUGUUUGGAGGAGAUGAACAAAGAUAUGAGACGGCACGUAGGUUGUGAUUGUGUGCUUUGUGAGGGCUGCAUAGAGAAUGCAUGUAAGCAUCAUGGUAGUACUGAUACAAUGCCAUGCCCAACAUGUAAUCAAAUUGUAAAACCAAAUUUAGAAUUUGUUCGCAUAGAUAAAUUUAUAUCAUCAAAACCUGCUCUUAGGCUUUUAAAUGUACCAGUGGUGUUCCGAUUAGAUACUGGUGGGGAUGGCAAUAAUAACCAGAAAUGUUUAAAGUUAUUCGGUCAUCCUAAUGUUUUGAAGCUGCCAAGUAUAAUGCCUGCCACUGAGCUUGCUUCAAUUAUUAAAAGACUGGUUCAUACUGAUGUCAACUAUUCCAUUGUAACUGUUGAUGGUGUCGGCUAUCACUGUUCGCGUUGCCUAUAUACUAAACACUGCCGCGGAUGCGCCGUUGCCUCUGAAGGAGAGGUGGUGCUCCGUUCAGCAGAUACUUUAGCUAUUCGAUUUACUGAAAGUAUUAGAGAACCUGAAGUAGUGAAUCAUCCUAGCAUGCAAGACAUGAGAAGUCAUGAAUCUCUCUCUUUAUAUGACUGCUUGAAAGCUUUCAGUGAAAGUGAGCUGCUUGAUGAACAGAAUCCUUGGUUUUGCCCUACCUGCCAAAAGAAUCAGUGUGCUACAAAGACACUCUCUGUGUGGAGAUAUCCAGAUUUCCUCAUUGUUUACCUAAAAAGGUUUGUGUUCCAUAAUGGAAUGAGUACAAAGCUUGACAACAAGGUUACAUAUCCUCUCAAUGGACUUUUAGUGAGUGCGACUGGGUCUAAUCAAGAAACCCCCCAUGUUUACAACUUGUAUGCUUGUGUUUGUCAUUAUGGUGGUGUUUCGGCCGGCCACUACACGGCUUAUGCUAAACAUCCUGUAAAUUCUGAGUGGCAUAGUUUUAAUGAUGAGACAGUUAUACAUCAAAAACCUCAAGAUGAAGAUUAUAGUAAUGCAUACAUUCUGUUUUAUCAGAAGCAAGGUGUUGCCUUCCCUGAACUAAAUUUGGAAGAAGCAAUGAAACCCAACAUCGAUCACUUGAUAGAGAGGCUUGACUCCACAAUGGACCAAGAUAUGGGCCAGGAAAUGAGCUAGAGUGUAGCAGGAAUUGGAACUUUGUUACAUUGCACCAUGGCAUAUCAUGAGUGGUUUUCAUAUUAUGGCAAUAGUAUGUUUCCUCUAGUGAAGAUUUUCCUAAUUCUAUUAGGAUAAGGUUGUGUUUUAAACCUUGGUAUACUGUAAUCUCUAAUACUCAAAUCCCUUGCUUUUGUGCUUUCUGAUAUCCAUCAUGUCAUGUUUGGUGAAUAUGCAAUGAAUUUCACAGAAAUGUGUUGUCGCAGUUCUCAGUAUUUUUAUUCCCCUAAAUUACAUCUUUUAUUUCUUUUUUUUUGUUUUGAGGGGGUGGAUUGUCCCAUUUUUAUGAAAUUAGGUUUUAGGCCCUUUGUUUGUUAGGUUCUAUUGCCCAUAGCAUCUAAAUGCUUACAUUCUACAUGUAUGAAUGUUUCCAAUUUGUUCUCCGAGCGCUGUCAAUGAACUUUACAUGAAGGCUGUCCUUCCCAAGUUCAUCAUCUAAGAAUGAACACACAGCUUCUCUUUCAUCCUGAAAGUGAAAUUGAAAUAUGAGAUGUAAUGUGACCUUUGACUUUGGGUAUUUAUAUUUUGCAUAUUGUCAAAUACCAUAAACAUUCAUUCUAUAUUUCAGAAACUUGAAAGUUUUCUUCAAAGAUGGGACUUUUGUCUCUUGUGUGAUAAGUAAAUUUAUGAGCUUACUUUUCUGGAUGUUAAUAAGUGGUAUGUCUUGCCUUGACUCUGUGUUCUCUCUUAUCUGGAAACUGCCAAGUUACCUCUUAAUAUUUUAGUUUGAUUCUACUAUCUUGAUAUUUUGCAUUUGUCUCAAGUGAGAGCUUUACAUGAGUUAUUACUUAUUUUGUAAGUAUUUCUUCAUAGAAAUUGAAGAUUGUUCUCUACCUGCUGUGUUCAUCCAUCCUUUGCACUGAUAGUACAAGUGAUGCUCAAAUUUGCAAUAAUUGAGCAAAACAAAAAGAUGCAAGUUUCUAUCCUGCAUUAUUUGUUGAAUAAAAAGGCAUGUUAGAAUAUAAGAAUAACGUUGAAGUGAAGUUUACUACGAGCUUACUCAGUUGAAUCUGUUUCCCAUUCUGUAGCACCUGAGAGAGAAUGUUUCAAUAAUCCAUUUAUGGGGUUGGUGCAUUUUUAAUCAAAGCUGAAACUCAUUAUUUUCUAUUGUUAUUUUAGUUUGUCUAAUCACAUUUGUUGUAUUAUGUUUGUAUACUUUUUAUUUUGUCUUAUCCCUUAUUUGUAGCAAUCAUAAAUACUAUUUAUGAAUCAUAGGUACAUCCUUGUACCACACAACUUUACAGUGAUACUGUUGUUAAUAAAAUUCAUGUUAAUCAUUUUGUUGAAAUCUU
This is a messenger RNA of Thrips palmi, 5313 nucleotides long. RefSeq lists its product as uncharacterized. The coding region runs from base 362 to 3982 and encodes 1206 amino acids. The transcript has 18 exons. Gene Ontology annotation, biological process: protein deubiquitination. The record is from RefSeq and is a predicted model, not a curated record. Gene Ontology annotation, molecular function: cysteine-type deubiquitinase activity. NCBI's taxonomy places the organism in Eukaryota, Metazoa, Arthropoda, Insecta, Thysanoptera, Thripidae.